AUGGAGAGAGAAAUCAGGAGUCGAAGUAUAGCCUCUCAAGGGACGGGUCGGAUGGCGUCCAUAUCGGAUCGGACCCUCAAACCCGAUCCAACUAAAAGCCCUAACGAGGAAGAUGGAGCCCAGUUUCAAGAUUAUGCCAAUGAAUUCAACCGAGAAGAGGUCAAUGUGCUAUCACUACAGAGCGGCGUACGACCUGACUAUCCAUACAAGCCAUUCGAGUACCAUCUUAGCUCGAUAUCCCCAAAAGAAAUCAAUUUCAGCAUAAUCUCCUCUGAAAACACGCGCGUAAUUUGUUCCCUCGUGAUUGCAAUCCUUGUAGUCUUGUCCCACGUCAAUCUCCCGCAUAAUGUCGUCGAGUCCAAUAGCCUCAUAGCCUAUCGGCCUUUGUACGCGCUUUUGUUGACCGACAUGUUGCUAGUGGCCGCACGAUUGGCACUUUACUCGGAAGGUAAAGAGGUUGAUGAUAAAGAUGCGGAAUUGGAAGGACUCGGUGGCCAUAAUGAUAACAAUAAGAAGAAAAAUAUCGGUGAUAAUAAUUGGGAUGGAGCCGUCAAGCUGCUCGAGUGGGGACUCGUUCUGCAUCAGACUGUUCGUGCUGUGUUUAUCGAUUGUAGCUUUUAUGUUGCAGUGGUUGUAUGUGGGCUUUCUCUAGUGUAA
Striga hermonthica is the source of this 657-nucleotide messenger RNA. Lineage: Eukaryota; Viridiplantae; Streptophyta; Magnoliopsida; Lamiales; Orobanchaceae. The record is from the annotation of a GenBank genome assembly.